Cyprinodon tularosa is the source of this 4140-nucleotide messenger RNA. It is a transcript of the gene rbm15, whose product is annotated as RNA binding motif protein 15. Bases 169 to 2697 code for a protein of 842 amino acids. The transcript has a single exon. Gene Ontology annotation, biological process: regulation of alternative mRNA splicing, via spliceosome. The record is from RefSeq and is a predicted model, not a curated record. Gene Ontology annotation, molecular function: mRNA binding. Gene Ontology annotation, cellular component: nucleus. Lineage: Eukaryota; Metazoa; Chordata; Actinopteri; Cyprinodontiformes; Cyprinodontidae.
AUGGGCGGGACUUGUCGCUAAUCUUAACAAAAUGGCGAAGGUUGUUGUUUUGCCGCAGGGUCGCUGAUUUAAUCCGUUUAUCGUUUCAACCAAUUUCUGCACCCGUAGUGGAGAAGCAAAGUGAAGAUAAGGUCAGGCACCAGAAGGACAGAUUCCAGCCGGGCCGAAAUGAAAGGAAAAGAGCGGACACCGAUUAAAAAACGGUCCCGGGCCCUGGAAGAUAUCCGAGACAGGGGAGGCUGUCAUCCGACCAGUAAGAAAAUGGGGGCUCUCUCCGUUUCCAGCGGGAGUAAUAAUGGAAAUAGCUCCACAAAAGGCGACGGCGGCACAACGAGAAGAAGUUUGCUCGUCGAGAAAAGAGACAGAGAGUUUGAUAGCCACGGCCGGACAGGAAAUAACCACAGCUGUCCGCCUGCUGUGGCUAAAAACCACAGUCUGAGUCUGACGCUGGAUUUAGCUUCACCGAGGGGCGUCUCUUCCCGGGCGGAGCAGCGGGUCCAGCCGCCCAGCACCGAGAGUGAGUACAAAACACUGAAAAUCAGCGACCUGGGCUCCCAGCUGAGCGACGAGGAAAUAGAGGACGGACUGUUUCAUGAAUUCAAAAAAUUCGGCGAUGUGAGCGUCAAGAUGAGCCGCUGCAGCGAUGGACGCAUCGCGUUUGUGAAUUUUAGAAAGCCGGAAGACGCCAGGGCCGCUAAACACGCCAGAGGCCGACUGGUGCUGUACGACCGGCCACUGAAGAUCGAGGCGGUCUAUGUGAACAGGAGACGGAGCCGAUCUCCAGUGGAGAGGGAGUUAUACGUGGCGGCUCCGAGCCACAGGCAUCUACCGAGGCCCCUGUCGCCAACCGGCCUCGGGUACAGAGACUACCGGCUGCAGCAGCUGGCUCUGGGACAGCUGCCCCCUCCCCCGCCGCCCCCCUUACCCAGAGAACUGGAGCGGGACCGGGAGUUUGCUCUGUUUGAGGCCAGGGCGCGUCCUGCUUUCAUUGCUGAACGGGCAGGUUUCAGAGAAGAGGAUUUUAUCUCUCCUGAAGAUGAUCAAAGAGCCAACAGGACGUUGUUUCUGGGCAACUUGGACAUAAGUGUCACAGAGGCGGACCUGAGGAGGGCUUUUGACAGGUUUGGGGUUAUCACAGAAGUGGACAUAAAGAGACCCAUCAGAGGACAAACCAGCACCUAUGGAUUUUUGAAAUUUGAAAACCUUGACAUGGCUCAUCGGGCCAAACUUAGUAUGUCUGGCAAAACAGUGGGUCGCAAUCCAAUAAAAAUAGGCUAUGGCAAACCCAUGCCCACCACACGUUUGUGGGUGGGGGGACUCGGACCCUGGGUGCCUCUAACUGCCCUGGCCAGAGAGUUUGAUCGUUUUGGAACAAUAAGGACUAUCGACUACAGGAAAGGGCACAAUUGGGCUUACAUUCAGUAUGAAAGUUUAGAUGCUGCACAGGCAGCCUGGACACACAUGAGGGGUUUCCCCCUGGGAGGACCAGAGCGCCGGCUCAGGGUGGACUUUGCAGACUCUGAGCAUCGCUACCCACAGCAGUUCCUGCAGCCUCUCCCUAUACCGCCUUUUGACAUGGUGGCUGAUUCAUUUGUUCACUGUGCCACACCCGAACCUCUUCGGGUCAGAGACCGGACUCCCCCUCCACUUCAUUUCAGGGAGAGAGAGCUAUUCCCUGGGAGCGACUGGCCCAACCCAGCCAUCCGUGAACGGAUUAGAGCCUCACCCUUUGAGCCUCUUGAACAUUUGGAACGGGACAGGAGAGUGAGAGAGCCGUGGUCUCUGGAACGAGAGCUGCAGGGACGAGAACCUCUACGCAAACGGCGUGCUGUGGAGGAGGGCCGCCACCUGGACCUCUCUCCCGACAGCACUGACAGAACAGUUAGAAGGAGACGAUCAUCCCCAGAGGGGAGUCCUGGAGGCAGCAGCAGAGAUGGGGGGCGUUUCAGUGACUCAGAGCGCCCCAUGCGAGGUGAGAGGGCCUCUCCGGUGAGGGAACGCAACAGCAGCCUGGAGAAAGGCGGGACAGAACGCAGGCUAAAAAUCCAGAGUCUUACUGAUAAAGGACCUGGGGUAGCUGUUGGAGAACGCAAGCGAAAAGCAGUUGAUGGCGGUAAAGGCCCCGCCAAGAGAGAACGUUCUGAAAGCAGCUCCAAGGGAGGUCCGCUGUCCAAGUCAGAUGGUACUAAACUCAGUCUAGCCUGGCAAGGCAUGCUCCUCCUGAAGAACAGCAACUUCCCAGCUAACAUGCACCUGCUGGAGGGUGACCACAGCGUAGCCAGCGACCUUCUGAUCGACAGCUCAACAGGAAGGCAGGUCGACGAGCUGAAAAUCACCCAGCGUCUCCGCCUGGACCAGCCCAAGCUCGACGAAGUAUCCCGGCGCAUCAAGGUGGCCGGUCCUGGUGGCUACGCAAUCCUUCUGGCCGUUCCCGGGACCACCGAGGAUACAUCAAGCGACUCUGCAGCUUCGACCCAACGGCCGCUCCGCAACCUGGUGUCCUACCUCAACCAAAAACAAGCAGCUGGAGUCAUCAGCCUGCCUGUGGGGGGCAGCCGGGAUAAAGACAACGCAGGGGUCCUUCAUGCUUUCCCUCCCUGUGAUUUCUCUCAGCAGUUCUUGGAUUCAUCUGCCAAAGUUCUGGCAAAAAGCAAAGAGGACUAUCUGGUCAUGAUUGUGGUUCGUGGCGCAUCAUAAGAAGUGACCAUACACUAAAAUGAAGUGGAGUUUAGGAAAAAAAACAAAAAAAAAAAACAACCCUUGCUGUAUGUCAGCAGUUAUUGCAUGCUGUGUGUUCUGCAUCCUGGGGUUCAGUAGUGUGCUUCUCCAGUGUCUGAAUGUUGCCAUAUAAUCCACUAAAAAGGACAAACCUUGCCCUUCUAUGAAACUAAAAGGUCAUUUAAGUACAUUUCAAUGGGUGUUUGAUCCUAAGCUCAAUCAAAAACCUGCUGUAUUAUCAGACUUCUGGAAAAUGUUAAAAAUAAGGGGAUAUUAUAAAAUAUAAAUUCGUACAAAUCCCAUUUACAUUUAUGAGCCUUAAGGUCAUAUUUAGAUUUUUUUUUUUUUUUUGGUCCAUCAAAAGGUCAAAAUGGUUACUUUAUCUAACAUAAAUGUUAGACGUUAAAUGGUUUUAUAGUAUACCCCCACCAUGACAAUUAAACUACCAAUUAAAAAGAGAAUAAUAUCACGUAUAUAUAAACAUCCAAAUGGUCAUCUUUGUUUUUAGGCUGCUCUAUUUGAUGCCAUCAGCCUGUAAUGGCUGUGUUAUUACAGCAACUGUCCCCUGGUUACGUGAACAGGGCAUGACUUACAGUAAUGCGUUACGUUAUGUGUUGAAAUUUAAAAUUGUUAACUUUUCAAGUAUAGAAAUGAAGCGGAGCGGAAUACUUUUUCAACUCGGGAUGCAAAGAGGAGGGAAAGUAUUUUCAGAGCAAGUUUAGAAAAGUUGCACACUUCUCUUCCAGUUGAGCACUUUAAAUAUACUAACUUAGAUAUUUAUAUUUGUUCUACUAAAGUGGCCCCAUACGUCUAAAAGGGUUUUGAAUUGCUGGAGAAGAGUGCUGUGAUUUUUAAUGACAAAAUGUUUUGCCAGGGUCAAAGUUGGAAAUAUGAUGUAAAGGUCAACGGUUAAAACAUUUCUUGAUACAGGUCAUACAUUUCAGUUUAUAAAGUGUUUGGUCCAUACAUUUUCAAAGGGUUGUUCUUGAACUUUAGUAUAUUUGGAAAUAGAAAUCCUGUGACUUCAUUGCAAUGAGUUUGUAGAAAGGUCAAGAAAUUGUCCCCAAAUCUGUGAAAGGCUAACAGGUCAGAUGGACCCUCGCUUUAACUGAUUUAAAAUUUGAAUUAAUUGUAAGAGUUAAUGAUAUGCAAAUGAUUAUGAUACCCUGGAAACCAUUUAAAAAGUUUAUUCUCAGCCAAACAUUGUCCCUGCUGCUGUGCUGAGGCUGAGCUGGAGGAUAAUGUUGGCUCGAUCAGCCUGCCCACUGAUUAUCUUUUUCCAUCUCUGGUCCAAAAACCAGUUCCAUAUUGAAGGUCGAUAGAUGACCUAAUGGGUCUCCUGACAUAUACAGUUAAGCUCCAAAUUAUUUUUAUUCAAAUCAGAUGUUUGAUAGAACAUGACACUGGCAACUCUCAAAAGAG